Molecule: messenger RNA, 1020 nt
Organism: Penicillium vulpinum
Lineage: Eukaryota; Fungi; Ascomycota; Eurotiomycetes; Eurotiales; Aspergillaceae
Product: NAD(P)-dependent alcohol dehydrogenase
Exons: 1
Coding region: 1-1020 (339 amino acids)
Cellular component (GO): mitochondrion
Molecular function (GO): oxidoreductase activity
Source: RefSeq, a predicted model, not a curated record
AUGGCAUCUGCUCAACCAACAGAAAUGAAAGCCUGGCUCUACUCUGGCACAACCAACGGCCUAGAAAAGAACCUCCACUUCGACGCGUCGGCACGCGCGCCACCAGCCGUACACGGCAACAAUGUCCUAGUCCAAGUCCUGACAGCCUCCCUAAACCCGGCUGACUUCAAAGUCCCCGAAAUGGGACUAGUAGCGCGCAAAAUUGUGAUCGGCAUGCCCGCCUCCCCUGGAAUGGACUUUUGCGGACGCGUGGUUGUCGCCGGCGAUGCCGCGACCGAGUUUUCACCCGGCCAGCUCGUGUACGGAUGCCUCAGCAAGCCCGGACAAUUCGGCUCUCUGGGUGAGUACCUUGUGACGUCUGCUAGUCUGCUUGCGCCUGUGCCCGAGGGCGUGGAGGUUGAUCAUGCUGCGGCGAUCGGUAUUGCGGGACAGACGGCGUACCAGUCACUGGCUGGGUAUGUCAAUGCCGGCGACAAGGUUUUUAUCAAUGGCGGCUCUGGAGGAUGUGGAAUUUUCGCGAUUCAAAUUGCCAAGGAAAUGGGGUGUCAUGUUACGACUACUUGUUCGACGAAGAAUGUGGAGUUUUGCCGUGGACUCGGCGCCGAUGAGGUUAUUGAUUACUCGGCUGAGAAGGAUUUGGUUGCUACUCUACGUGAUCGUGGGGUCAUCUUUGAUCAUAUUGUUGAUCAUAUUGGAUACCCUGCGGCGAUGUAUCGUGAGUCGCAUCACUUCCUGGCGGCUGGGAAGGCGUUUAUUCAGGUUGGUGCGUCGGCCAUGGGCACUUUUGUUGAUAGGUUGCUUUGGCCCUCUUUCUUGGGUGGCGGAAAGAGGAAGUAUGUUAUCUUCUUCUUCAAGAAUACGAAGGAUGAUCUUGUGAAGAUUGGAGAAUGGGUACAAAAGGGGGCUAUCAAAAUUCAAUUGGAUACUGCCUACCAGUUUGAAGAUACUGUUCAGGCAUUUGAGAAGCUUCGCUCUGGCCGUGCUAGGGGGAAGAUUAUUGUUCAUGUGGCUAAGCCGUGA